AUGCCUGCUACUGAAACAAAGUUCCCCUGCGACCUAAAACUCUUCAAACAUAGUUGCACUAGCUGUUGUGGCACUAGCUGUUGUGGCGCUAGUUGUUGUGGCACUAGCUGUUGUUGCACUAGCUGUUGUUGCACUAGCUGUUGUGGCACUAGUUGUUGUUGCACUAGCUGUUGUUGCGCUAGCUGUUGUUGUAGUAGCUGUUGUGGCACUAGCUGUUGUGGCACUAGCUGUUGUUGCACUAGCUGUUGUGGCACUAGCUGUUGUGGAACUACCUGUUGUUGCACUAGCUGUUGUGGCACUAGCUUUUGUUGCACUAGCUGUUGUGGCACUAGUUGUUGUUGCACUAGCUGUUGUUGCACUAGCUGUUGUUGCACUAGCUGUUGUGGCACUAGUUGUUGUUGCACUAGCUGUUGUUGCGCUAGCUGUUGUUGCAGUAGCUGUUGUGGCACUAGUUGUUGUGGCACUAGCUGUUGUUGCACUAGCUGUUGUGGCACUAGCUGUUGUGGAACUACCUGUUGUUGCACUAGCUGUUGUGGCACUAGCUUUUGUUGCACUAGCUGUUGGGGCACUAGCUGUUGUGGCACUAGCUGUUCUUGCACUAGCUCUUGUGGCACUAGCUGUUGUUGCACUAGCUGUUGUGGCACUAGCUGUUCUUGCACUAGCUGUUGUGGCACUGGCUGUUGUGGCACUAGCUGUUGUUGCACUAGCUGUUGUUGCACUAGCUGUUGUGGCACUAGCUGUUGUGGCACUAGCUGUUGUGGCACUAGCUGUUCUUGCACUAGCUGUUGUGGCACUGGCUGUUGUGGCACUAGCUGUUGUUGCACUAGCUGUUGUGGCACUAGCUGUUGUGGCACUAGCUGUUGUGGCACUAGCUGUUGUUGCACUAGCUGUUGUGGCACUAGCUGUUGUUUCACUAGCUGUUGUGGCACUAGUAGUUGUUGCACUACCUGUUGUUGCACUAGCUGUUGUGGCACUAGCUGUUGUUGCACUAGCUGUUGUUGCACUAGCUGUUGUGGCACUAGCUGUUGUUGUACUAGCUGUUGUGGCACUAGCUGUUGUUGCACUAGCUGUUGUGGCACUACCUGUUGUGGCACUAGCUGUUGUGGCACUAGUUGUUGUGGCACUAGCUGUUGUCGCAUUAGCUGUUGUGGCACUAGUUGUUGUAGCACUAGCUGUUGUUGCACGAGCUGUGUGGCAUCUUCUCUCCGUAAAGCAUUAGAGCUGCCAGACAGCCGCGCCUAUCUAUCUGUUCACUCUCUUUUCUUUUCUUUGUUAACCACAUAACUAAUUUCAUGUAGCCUUGAGUGCACCGCAGCACAUUGGUGUCAGUACCAUUACGUUGCCAGUCCAUUAGCUUUGCGGUACAGUCAGCCUACAAAGCUUAAAGUGUAUGUGUAUUUGGUUUUUUCCCAGUGUAACCUGUAUCGCUGUGGUAAAUAGUGUAUCUGUAGAAGGGUUUUAAACAUAUAGAGGUAUAGAUUUGAUAUCUAGACAUUCGACAGUGGCCGAUAGAGGAAUGGUUCUCAUGUAGCGUAUAUUCGACAAGAACGUACUCUUGGAACCUGAACCUUUCUGUUUGCCGGCACACCAGCCCGAUACUGCGGAAAAGGGGAAGCAUCGUAUUAAUUUGCAUUCCAGAAAGUUCGCUGAAGGAAAAGACAAGGAGCCGUUUUAGCCUGCACUCGGUUUACAGUGCAGACAACCGGGGCGACUCUGGUUCUCUGGGACGUGGGGGACGUAACGGGUGAAUUAAGGCGUAGACAUGUGUGAUAGUGUACCUGUGCUGACCGUAGACCAAAAGCUGUUCCCCUGUCUCUCUUCUCUGUGUUGUCAUCAACCUGUUUGAUUCUAGGUCAUUGUCAAAGAAAUGAGAUAAAAUAACAAUAAAGAUGUUCCUCCGUGACUUUCCUGACCUUGAGAGAUUUAUCUUGUCCCCAUUGUCCAUCCUUCUCCACAUACAUUUGUCCAUUUUCUUCAGCCCAUUGGUGUUUGGCCAUGCAAUGAAAUGAAAAGAUUUACAUAAAGUGUCAAUCAAAAUUAAAAAGAAAAAUUGGCAGCAUACACCUGUAUUACAUCAGGGCCACUGUGUUUGACGGCCAGAAAACAGUUGAUUUGGACGAAUCCUUGCAUGUCGACACACCUGCUUUAUCCUUUACCUCCUCGUGCCAGGGAUGUGUGGAUGGAUUUGUGAGUUAAAUGAAUGAGUAAAUGGGCAGCACGGUAGCGCAGUGGCCUCACUGCAAGAAGGUCCUGGGUUCGAGCCCCGGGGUAGUCCAACCUUGGGGGUCGUCCCGGGUCGUCCUCUGUGUGGAGUUUGCAUGUUCUCCCCGUGUCUGCAUGGGUUUCCUCUGGGGGCUCUGGUUUCCUCCCACAGUCCAAAGACCUGUAGGUCAGGUGACUCGAAGACAUGUAGGUCAGGUGACUCAAAGACAUGUAGGUCAGGUGACUCAAAGACAUGUAGGUCAGGUGACUCGAAGACAUGUAGGUCAGGUGACUCAAAGACAUGUAGGUCAGGUGACUCAAAGACAU
This is a messenger RNA of Lampris incognitus (smalleye Pacific opah), 2529 nucleotides long. RefSeq names its product keratin-associated protein 5-5-like. The record is from RefSeq and is a predicted model, not a curated record. The coding region runs from base 1 to 1284 and encodes 427 amino acids. The transcript is spliced from 2 exons. NCBI's taxonomy places the organism in Eukaryota, Metazoa, Chordata, Actinopteri, Lampriformes, Lampridae.